Lactuca saligna is the source of this 537-nucleotide messenger RNA. Lineage: Eukaryota; Viridiplantae; Streptophyta; Magnoliopsida; Asterales; Asteraceae. The record is from the annotation of a GenBank genome assembly.
AUGGCACCUUAUGCUCAUCUGGCGGUUUAUAAAGUAUGUUUUGGUCUAGAUUGGCCAGAGACUGACAUCUUAACCGGGCUUGAUGCUGCAGUAGCUGAUGGAGCUGAUGUGAAUGAAGUAAAGUUCAAUGAAUAUGCAUUUGUUGUUGUAUCAGCAGGGUAUGAUCGUUCCUUACGUGCCUGGGACUGUAGAUCUCACAGCACUGAGCCAAUUCGGAUCAUUGACACCUUUCUAGACAGCGUUAUGUCUAUCUGUUUAACAAAAACUGAGAUUAUUGUUGGAAGUGUUGACGGAACUGUACGGACAUUUGACAUCCGGAUUGAUGGAACUUUUGAAAGGAGUAGAAAGAGGGGCAUAACAGUCUUUUCAUAUUAUGCUUGGAGUAGUGGAGAUCAAGUUGAUGUUUGGGUACAAGAUAGAUGGCAUGAAGCAAUUGUUAUGGACACAAAUAAGAUUGAUUUGACUUCUUUAACUGUCCAGUUUCCUGGUAGGUCAUGGCAUGUGAGGCCAACUCUUGUCUGGAAGAAUGAUAAGUAG